This is a messenger RNA of Sugiyamaella lignohabitans, 2898 nucleotides long. RefSeq names its product Rho family guanine nucleotide exchange factor CDC24 (gene CDC24). The coding region runs from base 1 to 2898 and encodes 965 amino acids. Gene Ontology annotation, cellular component: cytoplasm; division septum; nucleus. Gene Ontology annotation, biological process: establishment of cell polarity; septin ring organization; intracellular signal transduction. The transcript has a single exon. The record is from RefSeq and is a predicted model, not a curated record. NCBI's taxonomy places the organism in Eukaryota, Fungi, Ascomycota, Dipodascomycetes, Dipodascales, Trichomonascaceae. Gene Ontology annotation, molecular function: guanyl-nucleotide exchange factor activity; protein binding.
AUGUCUCAACUUAACAUUCAACAGUAUCCUGGGGCGUCUUCAUCGGUACAGGAUUCAUCUUCGUUUGGUUAUCUGAAUUCAUCAGCUAGCUCGAGUGUGUCGGCAUUCAAUUUUAAGGCUCCUCAACAAAAUUCACAUGCUAAUAAUCAACAUACCACACGACCUAAUGGCCCUAGUAAGAACCCCAGUACUACUUCCUUAGUGACCUCGUUACAGCCAGCCUCAUCUCUUCCUUCACCAGUUUCACAUGUUUUGACAAAUACGACUAGUAAUACCUUAAUUGGAAUGCCAACGAAUGGUGGACCCAUGCCUAUUGCAAGUCUCGUUUCAAAUCGACCUGCUGAUGGCUCCGAGUCUUUGUUUCAGAUAUGCUUGGCUUUGAAAGAACGAUUAGAGCUAGUUCCUGGUCUUCAAGUUUACCUAGAUGCUUGUGAAACCGACUUUGAAGAUGGAAAUGCGUAUGAUCAAUCUGGUAACAAUGCUAAUGGAACCACAGCCGUUGCUGCUGCUGGCUCUGCUGCAACUGGCUUGGGAUUAGGACUCAGUACGAAUAUAGGUGGUCAUGACCGCAUUGCCUCGAGAGCUUCUUCUAAUAUGACAUCUCCUUAUUUAUCUGGAUCAGGCGACUUCUCUGGAAAUGGCUCACCAGCUUCAACGCUUAAAUCUCCCCCAAUGGGCAGCGGGUCAGGAUUUGCUCCUCAGUUAAAUACUGUAGCAGCUGUUCCGCCUGGCAUGAAAAUCGACCCUGUGACCCAUGUAUGGAGAUUUCUCAGAAUGGGCACGUCUCUAUGCGCUCUGUACAAUGCAUUAAACCCGCCGACGCCUCUUCCCGCAGGUGUGUCGAAUGACUUGAAGGUAGCCAAACGUGCUUUAUAUGCAUUUAUUCAAGCCUGUAAAUCCGAACUCGAGUAUUCUGAUGACCAAUUGUUCACCAUAUCCAACGUUUACUCGGAAAGCACAUCAGUACUGAUAAAGGUUAUUAAAACAGUCCAGCUGAUUCUUGACACCCUUGAGCAGAAGGGCGUCAUUCCGCCUCUGCCUGUUCGAGAGUCUGUUGAACCUAAAGAAAUGGACCAACGUGCUAAAAUUGUCGAUGAACUUCUACAAACCGAGCGAAAAUAUGUUCAAGACUUGGAAGUGCUCGCCAAGUAUCAGGAUGAGAUCCAACAAAAUAGUUUGUUAAGUCCUGACACACUACAUUUCCUAUUCCCUAACUUGUUCCAACUACUGGAUUUCCAAAGACAGUUUUUAGUGGCUGUAGAGUAUCAUGCGAGCCUGCCUCCUGAAGAACAACGACUCGGCUAUCUCUUCGAAGUAUCUGAAUCUGGAUUCGAGGUAUACGAAGGCUAUGCUAUGAACCAGAGGCACGCUUCGGAACUGGCUGCUUUAGAAGCUCCAAAGCUAAUUUCUUUGACGCAUAUGAUUGAACCUGCUUAUGAGCUGCCGGCCAUGCUUAUUAAGCCAAUUCAACGAAUUUGCAAGUAUCCUUUAUUAUUGAGGGAGUUGAUUAAAUGCACGCCAUCUGAUUGGCCCUACUAUGAUGAGCUUCAAUCCGGCCUGAUCAAGGUUAGAAAGAUUACUGCCAAUGUUAAUGAGACUCAACGAAGAGUCGAGAAUGUAGAAGUUGUCAAAGAGUUGAGUGACCGGUUACGGGAUUGGCGAGGGCAUAAUAUUGAAGAUUUUGGCGAUUUGCUACAUGAUGGAGUAUUUCCAGUAGUGAAAGUCGGCUUUGAGCGGGAAUAUCACCUUUAUUUAUUUGAGAACAUUAUUCUCUGUUGUAAGGAGGCUGCUCCCGCCAAGAAAUCAAUGGGAUUGACCAAAAAGAACAAGAGUAAGCGAUCCAGUUUGGUUUUGAAAGGACGUAUCUACAUCGCCUACAUUACUGAUGUCUUCAUCUCCAAAAAGGACGGCUAUCUGCUCCACAUUUCAUGGGGGAAGGAUGACGCUAGUGAUACUGGCUACUUCGAUAUUAGGUUCAGAAACGAGGAGUUGCUUAGAUUAUGGGAGAAGACAAUCCGCAAAUUAGUGGCUCGAUACCAAGAUACUGCAAAUGAACUUUUCCAAUCGGCUCGUUUCGAUGGCAGAGAAGAGCCCAAUCACACUGCGUAUGACGAAGGCAGUGAUGAUGAAACUGUGGGUUAUGCAGAAGGUGUUUCCCCUAGUGGUAGCGAGGUAAAUAGUACUAGGACUGUCAGCACCUCAUCCAAUUACACCUUUUCUAAUGGCAACAACUAUAACUCGACAAAUCUCAGUGAGGAUUUCAAUAAUUUAGGACUGAGUAGCACUUUAACUUCCUCGUCCACAUCUUCAUCGGCUCUCCCUUCAUCUACAAAUUUGUCCUCUAAUGCUUCUUCGGCUGCUGCUGCUGCCGCUGCUGCCGCUGCUCAACCGCUACGUUAUGUCUCGCGUAGCAGGUCAGCAAGUUCACCCAAUUAUCCCAACUAUCCCAAUUCCUCAACAACUUCAUUAAACCAUGCUGACAAGCAGCAGAUAGCUCUGGGUUCACAUGCAACAACUUCGUUAUCAAGUCCUUCUUCAAAUCACCAAGCUAACAGUGGUGUUCCUCUUGCUCAAAGAACUAAAUCUGAAGGGGCAAUUCCUGGCCUUGGUCCGGCUAAACCUCAUACUAAUCAAAUGAAGGUCAAACUACACUAUUUGGAAGACACAUUUUUGCUUAUCGUGCCGGUGGGUGUUAAAUACAGUCAGCUUUUGGAACGGGUUGACCGUAAGAUCCGACUUUGUGGCAAACAAACACCCAACCCAUUGCGAAUCAAGUAUAAAGAUGAGGAUGAUGACUUUGUCACGAUAACCUCUGAUGAGGAUAUCCAAAUGGCUUUGGAGUUAAAUGACGAGCAAGAGAAAAACUUUAAUGACACUCUUACUAUUUGGGCAGCUUAA